Westerdykella ornata is the source of this 971-nucleotide messenger RNA. RefSeq lists its product as uncharacterized. Lineage: Eukaryota; Fungi; Ascomycota; Dothideomycetes; Pleosporales; Sporormiaceae. The record is from RefSeq and is a predicted model, not a curated record. The transcript is spliced from 2 exons. The coding region runs from base 36 to 581 and encodes 181 amino acids.
CCAUCACAACCCACAAGCUGACACCAACAAUCAACAUGUCCACCAACGAUCAGACCUCCACUCUGCAGUCCUACGUCGACUCCGCCAAAGGCGCUGUGCAAUCCGCAGUGGGCUCAUUGACCGGCAAUCCGGCAGAUAAGCGUGAAGCGGAGAACAAGAAAGCCGCCGCCGACGUCGAACACGACCUCUCCCAUUCCGCCGCCAAAGCCGGUCCCUUCACUGCCACUCCUUCCGGUGGCGUCGCCAAAGACGAUCCCAACCGCACGCAGGGCACGUGGAACCAGACCAUCGGCGCUGGUAAGGAAGCCAUCGGCGGCUUGGUCGGCGCAGAGGGGCUCCGACAGGAAGGCAUUCGUCAGAACCAGGAGGGCAAGGGACAAGAGGCUGAGGGCCAGCUCAAGGACCUCAAGAGGGGUGCGGCGGAUCGCGUUGGAGGGACUGUUGGAAGUGUGGUCGCGGGGUUGACUGGGAGUGAGGAGCAGAGGAGGGCAGCGGAGAGGCAGCAUGAUGAGGGGAAGGCCAGGCAGAGGGGUGUGGAGGCUGACUUGCAGAAGGAGGCUGAGGAGGAUAGGCGUGUCUAAAUUGGAGCACUUCGGAGGAGAUGAGAAGUGUACUUUGGGAUGUGAAGGGAUCGGUUUUAGCCUCUUGACGAUAUGAUACCCCUUUCAUCAGGCUAGGUACCUGCGAAUGAACUGGACACUGUAACAGUCAAUUCUCGUCAUUCUUGAUCGCAGCAAGAUCCGUGAAUGCAUGCACAGUGAGUAGGGACACUAGAUCGGAGGUAAGAGGAAUAACACUAGAAAAUUGAAAGCGGCUUAAAUUGGGAGCAUUCGUUGCUAGUGGAAGAAUUCGUUGAGUAUAAAUGAAGAAUAUACAGGUAAGAAGAGUUUAUACAAAAGCCUCCAUACACGCUGCAACGCAUCAAAUACUCAAGGGGUAUCAGAAGAAGAUAAAUCAAAAAGGCACGGUAC